AUGGCCGCCGCCGUUCGCCACAUCGUGCGUCGCCGUCUCUCCACGGCCGCCACCACCACACCGGUCCCCACUCCGGGCUCCGUCCUCAACCCGUCCUCGCCGAGCACUCCCCUCACCUCGCGAGAGAAGACCCGACUCGCCAUCUCCCUCCUCAAGUCUUCUCCGCCGCCUCCCCCCAACCAGAUCCUCUCCAUCUGCCGCGCCGCCGCGCUGACCCCGGAGACCCACAUCGAUCGCAUCGCGCUGUCGCUAGCCGCAUCAAAGCUCUCCUCCGCUCCGGACACCCUCCGUGACCUCGCCUCUACCGUCCUCACCCCGCGCCACGCGCCCCACGCCAUCGUGCUCUUCGGCCAGGCAAACCUCCUCCCCGACGCCAUCUCCACUUUCCAGUCCUCCCCCUCCACCCGCUCCCUCAACGCCCUCAUCUUUGCGUGCAUCGUCUCCGGUAACCACACGGAGGCCGCCCGCGUCUUCCAGACAUUCCCAGACGCCCAUGGCGUCAAGCCCAACACCGAGACCUUCAAUGCCAUCAUUAAAUCAUUCGCCGAGUCUGGCACCAUAAGGUCCUUUUACUCGGUUUUCGAUGAAAUGUGCAAGAAGGGCUUGAAGCCCAACGCCACCACGUUUACCACUGCGCUCGCUGGUUUCUACAAGGAGGAGAGGUUCGAUGACGUCGGGAAGGUAUUAGAGCUCAUGAAGAAGAAUGGAUAUGGUGAGUCCCUGCCGGUAUACAAUGUGAGGGUGCAGAGUUUGUGCAAACUUGGUCGGAGUGGUGAGGCGAGGGCAUUAGUGGACGAGAUGGUGAAGAAGGGCACAAAGCCAAGCUGGGUGACCUACAAUCAUCUGAUUUAUGGAUUCUGUAAGGAGGGGGAUUUGGAGGAAGCAAAGCGUCUGUACAAGGAGAUGGGAAGGAAGGGGCUUGUCGGAGAUAACAAUUUCUAUUUUAUGUUUAUUCAUUACCUUUGUAAGGGUGAUGAUUUUGACACUGCCCUUGGACUAUAUAAUGAGAUAGCAGCUAAGAAUUGGGUGCCAUGCUUCUCGCUCAUGAAAAUGCUUGUGAAUGGACUUGCUGGGAGCUCAAGGACCGAUGAGGCAAAAGGGAUCAUUGAGAAGAUGAAGGAGAAGUUCCCAGAUAAAACUGAGGGGUGGAAGGAGGUGGAGGAGGCAUUGCCUCAUUAG
Molecule: messenger RNA, 1179 nt
Organism: Miscanthus lutarioriparius
Lineage: Eukaryota; Viridiplantae; Streptophyta; Magnoliopsida; Poales; Poaceae
Source: the annotation of a GenBank genome assembly